Messenger RNA from Alligator mississippiensis (American alligator), 2829 nucleotides. RefSeq names its product gametogenetin binding protein 2 (gene GGNBP2). NCBI's taxonomy places the organism in Eukaryota, Metazoa, Chordata, Crocodylia, Alligatoridae. The coding region runs from base 145 to 2370 and encodes 741 amino acids. The record is from RefSeq and is a predicted model, not a curated record. Gene Ontology annotation, cellular component: nucleus; cytoplasm. The transcript has 15 exons.
GCAGGGAGGGGCGGCCGUGAGGAGACGACGCCGCCGCCGAGGCCCGCGGUGUCCGCCCGCCCGCCCGCCUGUCAGCGCGCCGAGGCCGCGAGGGAGCCGGCGGACGGACGCGGGGAGGAAGCGGCAGCGGCGGAGGCAGCGGCGAUGGCGCGGCUGGUGGCCGUGUGCAGGGACGGCGAGGAGGAGUUCCCCUUCGAGAAGAGGCAGAUCCCCCUCUACAUCGACGACACCCUCACGAUGGUGAUGGAAUUUCCUGAUAACGUGCUAAACCUUGAUGGACAUCAGAAUAAUAGUGCACAAUUAAAGCAGUUCAUUCAGCGACAUAGUAUGCUUAAACAGCAAGAUCUAAAUAUUGCCAUGAUGGUGACAUCGCGUGAAGUCCUGAGUGCACUUUCGCAGCUUGUCCCAUGUGUCGGCUGUCGUCGUAGUGUGGAACGUCUGUUUUCCCAGCUUGUUGAGUCUGGAAAUCCAGCUCUUGAGCCCCUAACCGUUGGCCCAAAGGGUGUCCUUUCUGUAACUCGAAGCUGCAUGACGGAUGCAAAGAAGCUUUACACUUUAUUUUAUGUGCAUGGGUCCAAAUUGAAUGACAUGAUAGAUGCAAUUCCCAAAAGCAAGAAGAACAAGAGAUGUCAAUUGCACUCCCUAGACACACACAAACCAAAACCUUUGGGUGAAGGGAGCAGUAGCACACUCAGUACAGAGAAAUUAGGUGCAGAUAAGAAAAGUAGUGAAGACAACAGGAAGGAGAGCAAGUGUAAGAUCACAUUCCACUAUGGACCUUUCCAGGGAGCAGCCAGGGGUUGUUGGAUGGAUGUGUGGGAACUCAUGUCCCAGGAAUGCAGGGAUGAAGUAGUUUUAAUUGAUUCUAGUUGUCUUUUAGAAACAUUAGAAACAUAUCUACGAAAACACAGGUUUUGCACUGACUGCAAAAAUAAAGUACUUCGGGCAUACAAUAUUCUUAUCGGUGAGCUAGACUGCAGCAAAGAAAAGGGCUAUUGUGCUGCACUUUAUGAGGGUUUGCGUUGCUGUCCACAUGAACGGCAUAUACAUGUAUGCUGCGAAACGGAUUUCAUUGCACAUCUAUUGGGUCGAGCUGAACCAGAGUUCGCAGGAGGGUAUGAGCGAAGGGAAAGGCAUGCAAAGACAAUAGACAUUGCCCAGGAAGAAGUUUUGACUUGUCUGGGUAUUCAUCUUUAUGAAAGACUGCACCGAAUUUGGCAAAAGCUACGGGCUGAAGAACAAACAUGGCAAAUGCUUUUUUACCUUGGUGUUGAUGCUUUGCGCAAAAGUUUUGAGAUGGCUGUGGAAAAAGUGCAGGGUAUUAGUCGACUGGAACAACUCUGUGAAGAGUUCUCAGAAGAAGAAAGGGUACGAGAACUAAAACAAGAGAAGAAACGGCAAAAAAGGAAGAACAGGCGGAAAAAUAAGUGUGUAUGUGAGAUUCCUGCUCCUUUGCAAGCAUCAGAAGAGAAAGAAACAAAUCAGGAGAAGGAGAAUUCCGACUUCAUGGAAAAUAGUUGCAAAGCCUGUGGUAGCACAGAAGACAAUAGCAGUUGUGUAGAAGUAAUUGUUACCAAUGAAAGCACUUCAUGCACCUGUCCUGGCAGUGGCACUCUGUUGGGUUCACCAAAAAUAAAGAAAGGUUUAUCUCCGCAUUGUAAUGGUAGUGAUUGCGGCUAUUCAUCUAGCAUGGAGGGCAGUGAAACGGGAUCUCGGGAGGGUUCAGAUGUAGCCUGCACUGAAGGCAUUUGUAACCAUGAUGAAAAUGGUGAUGACUCGUGUGUCCAUCGUUGUGAUGAGAAAGAGGAAGAUGGGGAUAGCUGUGUGGAGUGUUGGGCUAAUUCUGAAGAGAACACAAAGGGCAAAAACAAAAAGAAGAAAAAGAAAAGCAAAACUUUGAAGUGUGAGACCGAGCACAUUCAGAAACUUGGAAGCUGUAUUACAGAUCCAGGUAAUCGUGAGUCCUCAGGAAAUAUCGUGCGCACAGAAUUUCAUCGUGACAAGACCAAAGACACACAUGCUGAAAGCUGCUGUAGCUCAGAAAAAAAUGGGCAGCAAUUGCCUUGGUUUGAGCACAGGAAAAACAUGUCACUGUUUGUAGAACCUACAGAACCAGCACCUGCUCCUGAGUCUGGAAAAGGUGCCAAGAGCUUAGUUGAGCUCCUUGAUGAAUCCGAAUGCACUUCUGAUGAGGAAAUCUUUAUCUCACAAGACGAAAUACAGUCAUUUAUGGCAAACAACAAGUCUUUUUACAGCAAUAGAGAACAAUACCGACAGCAUCUGAAGGAGAAAUUUAAUAAAUACUGCCGCUUAAAUGAUCGCAAGAGGCCCAUUUGUAGUGGUUGGUUGACAACAGCUGGAGCGAACUAAAUACAAUAAAAUAGCUCUGUCUUUCAUUGAAAUCCUUGAGAUGACUACUGCGCCUUCUCUUUCAAAAACUUAAUUUAGUGACUUAUGGCAAAAUUUUAUCUUAAAUCAAUGUGAUUCUUUUUUUUUUUCUCGUUUUUUUUUGGGGAGGUUGGUGGAGGUGAUUUUCAUUAAUUUUGAUCUUUCUUCAGGCUUGUAUCUUUAGUUGAGUAGCUGUGCAAGCCUCUCUUAUAAUUUAAGCCAUCUCUUUUCAUUAAAUGUUUCUCUUACUGUGAGACUUACAAAAAAAAGCAACCUAGUGGCAAAGUAAUGUUGUACCUAUAAUUCUGUACAGAAUGACAAUGAGCUGAAUAUAAGAUUUUACAAAGUAGACAUCCAUUUGCAAAAUGUUUUGGAUGUAAUAUGUUAAAGCGCAAUGUGCAAAAUUUAAAUAAAGAAUAUUUAUUAAUAUGCAUAGUAAAA